UUGUUCAUUUCCUCUCUUUCUCCCAUCUCUCUCCCUCUCUCAAAGAGCCCUAAAUUAGUUCUCUCUCUAUUCCUCUCUCGCGUCGUCUAAAGUUAAACUCGAUCUCUCUCUCUCUUCUAGGGUUUCACGAUCUAACAAAGAAUUACCCAAAUUAAUUGAUCGAAGGAAGUGAAUUCGAGAGAGAUUAAAUUAAUUUUUUCCCCAAAUUCAAAUUCUCUAUAUUAAGAGCUCAAGUCCUUGUGUUGCUGUACCAAUAGUUGUAUAAUCUCAAAAUGCCAAAGGAUAGAAGACAUCGUUCUGUAUCUUUUGAUAGGUUCAAGGCAUCUCCUUACACAUGCAGCUCUAGUCAUAGCAGGCUAUCUUCACCCAAGAUUCCCUCUGAAACUGAGGAAAAUUUAAAGGAAUGGGAGGAGGCCAGGUGCCCUGUGUGCAUGGAACAUCCUCAUAAUGCUGUUCUCCUUGUAUGUUCAUCCCAUGAGAAAGGUUGUCGUCCUUACAUGUGUGAUACCAGCUACCGCCACUCAAACUGUCUUGACCAGUUCCGCAAGUCAUUUGCUGAGACUUCUAUAAUCACACCGCAAUCAGAAGAAAAUAGGAUCACAACCGCUGAUUCAUCUGCUGUUGUGAGCUCAGAAUUAACUCUUACAGUGGAACAAAAUGAGGAAGGGCCUUCAUCUACUGGAACCAUUUCUUGUGAGAAGAAGGUGCAGCCGACACUGGUGUGCCCACUCUGCCGGGGCCAUAUAAAAGACUGGAUUGUAAUGGAGCCUGCUCGCCAUUUUAUGAAUGCAAAAUCGAGGAGCUGUGCUUGUGAAACUUGUGAAUUCAGCGGCACAUAUUCAGAUCUGAGGAAACAUGCAAGGAUUGAACACCCUCUUGUUCGACCGUCACAGGCUGAUCCAGAGCGGCAACGUAGUUGGAGGAUGCUAGAGCGCCAAAGGGACCUUGGGGACUUGAUUAGCACACUUAAUUCUUCAUUUGGAGAAGAGAGGGGGGAGGACAGUGUUUUGCCAAUUGAUGAUGGAGGUUGGCUUACUGUAUUUUUUCUUAUAAGGGUGUUUCGACCUGGGUCUAGUCCAAGAAGUAGUAGCUGGUCUGGUACCUCAAGAGCCAGAGGGCAGGUGAGCUUCAGGAGAAGAUCUACCCGACUUUGGGGGGAGACUCAUGAUGGGGAAACUGGAUCUUCUUCCAGAGAUGAGGAGAAUGACUCUUCAGAUGGUGGGUCAGGCCCUUGGAGGCGCAGUGAGCGCAUUCGACGACGGACAACACCUGACCAAUUGUGAUUGAUGAACUUUACAAGGGCAGGGUCAAUUGUUUUGUUAAGCUGCUUCAGCUUCUCAGCCAACUCUUGCUUCCCUCUCACCCACCACGGCCAUGGAGAUGGAUGGUUUGGUGCUCCAGAGAAAAAGAAAAAAAAAAAAAGUGUACUGUUUAGGCUUUUCAUUGGCGCUGUAUCUAGCUUGUGUAACUCAGAAUUAGAAAUUGUUUAGAUGAGAGAUCUGAGAUCUGAUACAGCCAAUAGUUGUUUGUUUGUGACUGAACACUUGUAUUAAAGCGGUUAGUAAAUAUCUAAUAACCAAAGAAAUAGCAACUGAUAACUGAUUUAAUUUCAA
Molecule: messenger RNA, 1613 nt
Organism: Ricinus communis (castor bean)
Lineage: Eukaryota; Viridiplantae; Streptophyta; Magnoliopsida; Malpighiales; Euphorbiaceae
Exons: 3
Coding region: 273-1283 (336 amino acids)
Source: RefSeq, a predicted model, not a curated record